UGGAAUACCUAACUUCAACAUGAAAAUUAACGGGUCUAUUCUUAGGAUCAAACAAAAUAAAACCCUAAGCAAAAGGUGAACUUUGGUUUGAGGCAGAAAAAAGAGGGGAAAAUGGUGAACUUCAUGUUGAUGAUCAGUGCAGAGCUGGAGAACCUGACCAAUCUCCAACCCCAAGCUGGCUGCGAUGACCCCGAUUUCUCCUACCUCUUCAAGUUGAAGUGUGGAAGGUGCGGAGAACUGAGCCAAAAGGAAACUUGCGUUGUUUUAAACGACACCGUUCCUCUCCCCGUUGGCAAGGGCACUACUCAUCUCAUUCAAAAGUGCAAAUUUUGUGGCAGGGAUGGCACUGUGACAAUGAUCCAAGGCAAAGGGAAACCACUCACUCAAGAAAUCAGUGAGUCAGGGAAGUUCUCCCCGUUGAUGUUGUUUGACUGCAGGGGAUAUGAGCCAGUAGAUUUUGUAUUUGGUGCUGGAUGGAAAGUUGAGUCGCUGGAGGGAACCAAGUUUGAUAAUGUUGAUUUGUCAAGUGGAGACUAUGCCGAUUAUGAUGAGAAGGGAGAGUGUCCAGUCAUGAUAUCCAAUCUUCGAGCUACUUUUGAAGUGACGAAGUAGAGAGAACUGGUUUGCUGUUCGAAUAUUUUCUUGAUGUAUAAAAUUGACAGUUCUCUUCUAGAUGAGCUUUUGAGCUUUGGGUUGCAUCAUAUAACAUAAUCAGGCAAAAAGCUUGUGGGAUCUUCUAACAUUACAUGUUAACCCUGUCGUAUUUCAUGAAGUUCCAUGUGAUUGAAGAAGUUCACUUGUCAUUUCAUGUUUUGAAAUGUGCAUUGUCUCAAUGUCUUUGUCCCAAUAUAGAUUACCUUCCUCCAAC
Molecule: messenger RNA, 868 nt
Organism: Cajanus cajan (pigeon pea)
Lineage: Eukaryota; Viridiplantae; Streptophyta; Magnoliopsida; Fabales; Fabaceae
Molecular function (GO): zinc ion binding
Source: RefSeq, a predicted model, not a curated record